CUUGGUGAGCAGGCCACCAGGCUGCUGCUCAUGCUGCCUGUGCUUUGCCUGCCCUUUCUCCUAGGUACACCUCCAUCCCACAGCCAUGUCCUGCUUCGAUCUGUGCCGUCCCUGUGGCCCGACCCCGCUGGCCAACAGCUGCAACGAGCCUUGUGUGCGGCAGUGCCAGGACUCCCGUGUGGUGAUCCAGCCCUCUCCUGUGGUGGUGACCCUGCCCGGUCCCAUUCUCAGCUCCUUCCCCCAGAACACUGCUGUGGGAUCCAGCACCUCUGCUGCUGUUGGCAGCAUCCUUAGCCAGGAGGGAGUGCCUAUCUCUUCUGGAGGCUUUGGCUUCUCUGGCCUAGGUGGCCGGUUCUCUGGCAGGAGGUGCCUGCCCUGCUAAAACGGGUGGACAUCCUCAGAACACAUCCCAGCGAUGCUUGAAGCCAGGUGCCAGACUGAGGAUGUAGCUGCUGGCCAGGGUUUCCAAAUGGGCUGAGCACCCUCCUGCCCUCCUGCAAAGUAGAGAGGGAAGCCAGGGUGCCAGCCUGUGCUGUCUGGAAACACAGCAAGCAGAUGUCUUCUUCUGCUUUCUUCUCAUCAUCACAAGUCUUUGUUGUCUCAUGCUGUCCUUUGCCAUGGAUUCAUCCUGAAGCAAGCUGAGAGGGCCCUACUUCUUCCUCUCUCCACGUGAGGGAGGAAGACAUGCAUUCUAUUGUGGCAAAGUUUGCCAGCUGACUGCCAAUCUGUUUACCAGCUGCCUUUGUAGCAGCUUUAAACUAUGCACUGCUUUGACUCCUUCUUUAGAUUCAAUAAAAUUUAUGCUGCAUUGUAAUCUCAGUAUCCUCGUGUUCCUUUCCUGUUAAGACUCAUGGCAAAGUCAUUCAGGGAAAAAUAUUUUGACUUGGAGUCAAAAUGUUAUAUAACACCAUAAAGUUUACCUUUGUAAACUUUAUGUUGUAUUGUCCAGGUCUUAUCAGUGUCCAGGACAUCCCUCUAAUGGGCAUGUCAGCAAUGAAUGAUGUUGGAUAUUGUUUUUCAUUUGAUAAGACAGGAUAAUUUGAUAAG
Meleagris gallopavo (turkey) is the source of this 1047-nucleotide messenger RNA. The record is from RefSeq and is a predicted model, not a curated record. NCBI's taxonomy places the organism in Eukaryota, Metazoa, Chordata, Aves, Galliformes, Phasianidae.